Molecule: messenger RNA, 1125 nt
Organism: Adineta steineri
Lineage: Eukaryota; Metazoa; Rotifera; Eurotatoria; Adinetida; Adinetidae
Source: the annotation of a GenBank genome assembly
AUGGCAGAAUCAUUAAAAUCAGUUGAUAAACGACGUAGAUCAUUUUUAUUAGCUAAUAGGAAUAAUUCAUUAUCAAUAGAAACUGACAUUAUUCCUUCACGUCGAAAAUCUGUGACAAAAGUUAGUGAUAAUCAUCUGGAACAUUUGAUAUUAGGUGAUUUUGAAUUAAUUCAUAUUGUUGAUUGUGAAGAAUAUGUAUUGUGUUGUAAAUAUAGUCCUACAGAUGAUGUAUUUGCUGUUGGUCUAGGCAAUGGUACAAUUAAAAUCUAUUCAAAAGCAGGUGUAUUGCAAUAUGUUCUUACUGAUAAUGAUGCAAAUGCACGACGUUAUCCAGUCACAUGUCUCAAAUUCUAUUCAAAUCAAACAGAUUUAAACGGUGACAAUUAUAAACUCUUAGCUGCUACUUAUACUGCUGGUUAUGUCAAAGUUUGGCAUUAUUCAACUCAACAAUGUAUUUUUACAUUUAAUGAAAAAGAACGCCAACCAUUAGCACUUGAUUUUAAUUGUAGUUAUACACGCUUAUAUGUUGCUGGUAGUGAUUGUGUAAUUAAUUGUUAUGAUUUUAUGACGAAGACAUUAAUUCGUAAAUUUCAAGCAUCAGAAAGUCGAGAACUUAUGGAUGGACAUAAAAAUCGUAUUCAUGCUAUUCGUUCACAUCCAACGAUGGAAACUGUUUUUUUAACAGGUGGUUGGGAUGAAACUAUUCAUUAUUGGGAUGAACGUGCACCACAUUCACAAAAGCAUUUUUCUGGCCCAAAUAUAUGUGGUGAUGCAUUGGAUAUUGUUGAUGAACGUCAAACUAUUUUAACAGGUUCUUGGAGAAAAAAUUCAACAUUACAAAUUUGGGAUUUUUCAUCUGGUAAAUUAAUUAAAGAUCCAUUUCGUUCGAAAGCAACAUCAAUGCUUUAUUGUACAAAAUUCACUCCAAAAGAUUAUAUCUUAUGUGCUGGAAAUGCUAAGAAUGAAGCACUUAUUUAUGAUUAUUCAUUAUUACAGAUCAUCGGUGGUAUAACCAAUCUUGAAAAUGCUGUCUAUUGUGCUGAUACUGGCGUCACUGGACGAAAUAUGAUUGUUGGUUCAGCUAAAAAGAUUUUUAUUGUCAAUGAUAAUUCUCUUCUUAGAUAA